Molecule: messenger RNA, 3335 nt
Organism: Grus americana (Whooping crane)
Lineage: Eukaryota; Metazoa; Chordata; Aves; Gruiformes; Gruidae
Gene: SDF2L1
Product: stromal cell derived factor 2 like 1
Exons: 3
Coding region: 71-715 (214 amino acids)
Source: RefSeq, a predicted model, not a curated record
GCUCGGCCCGCUGAGGGGGUGCGGAAGCGCGCUCUGCUGAGGGCGGCGGUGCCGGCUGGGCUGCGGCGCGAUGCGGGGCGGCUGCCGCCUCUUCCCGGUCCUGCUCCUGGCGCUGUUGCGUGGGCUGUGUCACGGGAGGGAACCGGCGCCGGGCGCUGUUACCUGCGGCUCGGUGCUGAAGCUGCUCAACACCCGCCACAGCGUGCGGCUCCACUCGCACGAGGUCAAGUACGGCUCCGGAAGCGGGCAACAGUCGGUGACAGGAGUUGAAGCUUCAGAUGAUGCUAACAGUUACUGGCGGAUUCGUGGGAAGAGUGAUGGCAGUUGCCAGCGUGGGACACCAGUGAAAUGUGGGCAAGCUAUACGACUUACGCACGUUAACACAGGAAAAAAUUUACACACUCAUCACUUCCCAUCACCACUCUCCAAUAACCAAGAAGUAAGUGCCUUUGGUGAUGAUGGUGAAGGAGAUGACCUCGAUAUAUGGAUUGUGCAAUGCAGUGGGACUUACUGGGAGCGGGAGGAUGCAGUGCGCUUCAAGCACGUAGGAACUGAGGUGUUCCUUUCAAUAACAGGGGAACAGUAUGGCCAUCCCAUUAGAGGCCAGCGGGAAGUUCAUGGCAUGCCUACUGCUAAUCAUCACAACUAUUGGAAAGCAAUGGAAGGAGUCUUCAUCAAACCCAGUAUGGACCCUGCAAAACAUGAUGAGCUUUGAAUUGACAGAGGAUCCAAAAUGCUUCAGCUUACUCCAGUGUUCGGAGAUGCUAAUCCUUGGUCUCUUAUAAGUCCCGCCUUGCCUAAGUGACUGAAUUUCUGUAUUACUGAAGGGCAUUAGUUCAUUCUAGGAAUGCAGCACUUCUGUGGGGAAUGGCAUCUGCCAGGUUCAGCCAUUGAAAUUUAUUUGGCGAAAUCCUUUCUGAAUUUUCGAGUUUAAUUAAUGAAACUAGUUCUUACAUAUGUUAGUUUUCUUUGUCAUUUGUUUUGCUUGUUACUUUUUCUUGAAUUCGAAGGAAAUGGAAAAACUCAAGUAAUACAUUUCUGUAGUCCCAAGAACAAUAAAACAUUGUAUUUUGUAAUCUUUUUCCAAUUAUAAUUAAAUAUUUGGAAACUGAUUUCUACUUCUUAGUGAAAGAAUGUUAUUAAUGAGGAGAUGGAGUAAGUCUAGAAAGGGAAAAAUAAUUCUUGAAUAUGGUGUCAGCUAUUCAGCCUUCCAGAAAAAUUAGUUUCAUUGUGUACUGUAUUGGAAGAGUUGAAAAUAUUGUGUUUGUUGGAGUAAGAAGACAAAUGUUUUAACUUAUUCACUUUCUCCGAGAAGUUCAGAGUUUCUGGUAAUGGUGAUACUGCUAAUUGUCAAAUGGUAGGACUGUUCUGCUCUAUGAACUGGUGCAGAAAACUACUGUUUGUUUAAUUAAUAUUAGAAUUUUAUAAAAUUCCACGUUGUGCAAAGGAACAGUUGAAUUUGACUUAUGUUGUACUUGCAUGUCACUCUGCAAGAUCAGUAUGAGAAUCCAGAUGAAUAAAUAGUCGGGCAUAUACCCAUGUGGGGUUUUUUUUGUGUGUGUGAAUCCAGAAGAAGAGAAAAAAGAAUCUUAGACAAUGGCUUGGUCCUGGAUUUUUGACAAAAUUGUAUGCUCUGGAGUGCAAGGAAUCUUCACUGAACAGUUUAUGAAUUUCUGUGUUCCUCUCCCUCUGUGAAAAGAGAAAAAACCCUAAUUCUUGAAUGUGUGUGUUACACGUUGUUACUGGAAAUACUGAUUAAAAUUCAAAGUACCAUACGUUUUCUAUUUGCUUUAAACAGAAGAGCUCACAAAAUGACUGUGAAGAGUCAGAAAAUUCAGAUGUUCUUGUUUCCAUGUGUAAAUAGUUUACUGAUUAUGGUCUUAAUUAGCCAAUCAGUUAAAGAAGCAGGAAACUGAUUUACUGCUUUUACAGCUCCAGUCAUGUGCUGCAGCAUUAGAGAGAGUGUUGUGUUGAGAAAGUGUAACAGGCAAUUGCAGUUAAGCUUUAUAAAUAUACCUACUGAUAUGCACCUCGUACUCUGUGAUCCCUUGGCAGUUGUACUGAGUACGGGCUAGCUUUGGGUUUUAUUUAAGGGUUUGCUCCUAGUGAAGAUCCUUCAUACUCUAUGGAACAAGGAACCUCUGUAACAGUUGUUUUGCGUACCUGAUUAUUUUUCUUCAAAGAAAAAGGUAAGACUAUUUUUCUACGAAUCUCAGUUGCCUGUGGGUAUUUAAGGAUUGCGAGCAUUUUAGAGAGUAAGUAGAUUAGCUUUUGCUGUUUUGUAUUAGAAGUAAACUUUUAUGUGAUGAAUGUUUUGGGUUCACUGAUAUUUCUGACUAAUUGGUAUUGAAGUUGUAGCUAUAAAGGAUAACUAUUUAAAAACAAAACAAACCUGUGUAAACAAGCUGACUUUCCCUUUGUUAAAAAGGAAGGCUUUUCUUUUGAAGUUGGUAUAUGAGUAAACACAGAAAGAGUGGUAGCAGGAGGAAGAAAUAAAUUUGGCGAUGAGUUCUCUGUCACUAAGAGCUAAAUACUUUAUGCCUAAACCAUAUGAGCUUAGUGUUUGUGCACCUGUGGAAUACAGGGUUGGGUGAGAAGGGGUAGAGCUGUGUGGCUCAUCUCAGUGCAUGUGCCAGGUACUAUCCCUACCCAAUGUUUAUCUCUGCCUGGAUGUUUUUGUCCCUAGCAAAGGUAUUUAUUAUACUUGAGUAGGAUCUUACUGGACCUUCUUCUUUCUGUUCUGGAUUUGAGUUGAAAUGGUUUGGUGAGGCUGAGAAAGAACUAACUUUUAGUUCUUAUUGCUUAUUUUCUAAUAUGAUCUCACCUUUGAAAACAUUUGUACCUUCUGUUCCUAAAGAAGAACCAAGCUUACACACACACAAGUGUCCGUGAAUGUUUCAUUUAAAAACAUAUUCAACAAUAUUCCUGUGAACUGAGUUUCCUUCCCUUUUGAUUCUAACUGAAGUGUAAAAGUCACUUGGCCUUAAUAUUUCAGUUGUGCAUGUGUCACAAUAGUUGUUUUUGUGGGUUUUUUGUUGGUUUUGGUUGGGUUUUUUCAAUUCUUACCACUAUAAAAGUUGUGCUGAAGGACUUUUACAAAUAAGGAAAGGUCUAAUAUAGUACUAAAAUAACUAUUGGUACUCAUAGCAUGCUAGAUGCAGCCUACAAAAGUCAUAAAUUAAUGUAGGAAGUGAAAGCUUAUAGCUGUGAAAAAUGAUGGCUUGUGCAAGUGCUAAUGUGCUUUCCUUUCUAUGUACCUUCUACAUUUACAAGACUUGCUUUAGUAUCUGUUUAAUGUCAUAUUUUAUGCUUUAAAUUAAAGUACUGAGAUUUCA